AUGUCCAAGUUGCCUCGAUUCCACGACGUCGCUCGAAAAGUAUCGACCCUAGUGACGCGGCCCCGGGCAGGCUACGCCACGCCGGGAGACGGUGCGAGACUAUUAUUGCGUGAUCGAAAUAGGUCCAUCAGCGGAACCAAUCGGGUACCACAUCCGAACAGACCCAGGUCUCUUGUGCCUUUGACUGCGUGGGCGUUCGUUGGCUGUACCGUCCUCGCAGCCUCCGUCAUUGCAUGGUCGCCAGUAGCAUAUGCUGAAGCGCCGCCUACACAGGCCAAGAGGUGGAUUCGUCUGGAGGAGGUUAAACAACAUGACCGGGACUCGGAGCGGAAAUGGGUCAUAAAAGGCACGCGGGUGUUUGACAUUACAGAUUGGAUAGCAGCGCAUCCUGGUGGUCCCGUCAUUCUGCAUGCGGCUGGCCGCUCAAUCGAUCCGUAUUGGAACAUUUUCACCAUCCAUCAAAAGCAAGACGUGUAUGAUGUGCUCGAAGAAUACUUCAUUGGCGAGAUUGAUCCCCGGGACCUCGUCGAUGGUAAAGUCGCCGAAGAUCAUGUUGAAGAUCCCUUUGUGAAUGAUCCCGUUCGAAAUCCCCAGCUGCUCCAACACACCCAGAAGCCCUGCAACGCCGAGACACCAAAACCCUCUCUCGAAUCGUACCUGACCCCGAAUGACACCUACGUGCGCAACCAUUUGUGGGUUCCAAAGUUGAACGAAAAGACCCACACCUUAACUGUGGAGCUACUAGACGGAACUGAAAAGCAAUACACCCUCCACGAUCUCAAAACCAAGUUUCAACCAUUCACCAUCACCGCGACCCUGCAAUGUUCUGGGAACCGCCGGAAACACAUGACCGCCGGAGCAAGACCGGCGAUUGGCCUCCAGUGGGACGUUGGUGCCAUUUCAAAUGCUCAGUGGACCGGUGUUCGCUUGAGGGACAUUCUCCGCGACGCAGGAUUUCCUGUCGAUGAUUGCGAUGCGGAGGAAGCUAGGCACGUCCAAUUUGUCGCCGCCGAGGCAUACGGUGCUUCGGUUCCCAUAGAAAAGGCCCUCGAUCCAAGAGGGGAUGUCAUGCUCGCAUAUGAGAUGAAUGGCAAACCCUUGCCACCAGAUCAUGGCUAUCCCUUGCGAGUACUAGUGCCAGGUAACACGGCUGCGAGAAGUGUCAAAUGGAUUGAGAAGAUCGUCCUUGCCGAAGAGGAGAGUCAUUCACAGUGGCAGCGGCGGGAUUAUAAAUGCUUCGGCCCCAAUCAGACUGCGAAAGAUGUGGACUGGUCGACUGCACCCGCUAUUCAGGAGACGCCUGUGCAAAGCGCCAUCACGUCGGUAAUGGAUAUAUCCUGGAGCUCUCGCCAUGGUCGACGUUCAUUGCAGAAACACGGUCUGGAUGAGGAUGCUGUCCAACUUAAAGGAUAUGCAUAUAGCGGAGGAGGCAAGAAGAUUAUCCGAGUCGACGUCAGCGCCGACGGCGGGAAAACCUGGCAACAAGCGCUCCUCCUUCCGGAUGAGUCGAAAGGCCACAAAGCAUGGUCGUGGAAACAGUGGGAGUCCGUGAUGCCAAAGCGCCUCGUUGGACAGCAAUUCGUCGUCAAAGCCGUCGACGAGAGCUAUAAUUCUCAAAUAGAAUCGUACGAGGCUCAGUUCAACUUUCGUGGCAAUCUCACCACCGCUUGGCAUAAGAUUGACUACCCUCGUGCCGGUGAUGGCCCCUCGAAAUGA
This is a messenger RNA of Fonsecaea pedrosoi CBS 271.37, 1716 nucleotides long. RefSeq lists its product as uncharacterized. The coding region runs from base 1 to 1716 and encodes 571 amino acids. Gene Ontology annotation, molecular function: oxidoreductase activity; molybdenum ion binding. The transcript has a single exon. Gene Ontology annotation, cellular component: mitochondrion. NCBI's taxonomy places the organism in Eukaryota, Fungi, Ascomycota, Eurotiomycetes, Chaetothyriales, Herpotrichiellaceae. The record is from RefSeq and is a predicted model, not a curated record.